UUGCUCUUAUCCAGCAAUUACAUACGCGUUUUAUUCUCUCAAAUAUGGCUACCAGAGGUAUCAACGUGCACCCCGAGGGGUACCAUCCUACCUCGCUCGCCGAAACAACCUUUGACAUCAUCAUUAUUGGGGGCGGACCUGUCGCAAACUUUGCUGAAGGUCGUCUUGCUCAGGCCGGUCUAAGUGUUGCUGUUGUUCAGCACGAACUCUACGGCGGUGAGUGUCAUUUCUUUGGAUGUGUUCCAUCUAAAGCGCUUCUCCGACCCGUGGAAGCCUUUGAAGCCGCGAAAGCGAUCGACGGGGCUCGAGAAGCGAUUGGCAAUAGCAAUAUUAAUGUCGAUGCUGUAUUCAAGCGACGAGACAAGAUUGUUGACUCGUGGGAUGAUCGCAACUGGAUCUCUAUUUCGAACGGCACUAGUGGAGCAACACUUGUACGGGGCUUUGCACGGAUUGCCGGUAUCAAGAAGGUUAGCGUUCAACCACAUGGCGAGACGCAGCGAUAUCUUCUUGAUGCAAGAUUCGCAGUGAUCGUUGCAACAGGGUCUACACACGUUGUGCCUUCAGUCCCAGGCAUUGAGACACUAGAAGAAGGAAAGGAACUGUGGAUCAAUCGCGAUGCCGUCGCUGCAAAUCACGUCCCCGAGCGUCUUAUAAUUCUCGGUGCUGGACCCGUGGGGUCCGAAAUGGCUACCUUCUACUCAGCGGUCGGCUCCAAAGUCACUCUCGUUUCGCCGACUGCUGAAAUUCUUCCCAAGGUUGAGCAAGAGGCGGCAAAGAUUGUGCGUAAAAGCCUAGAGUCGCACGGCGUCCAAGUGAAGCUCUCCACUCGCGUCUCCAAGAUUGAGAAGCAGAGGACAAAUUCGUUCAAGGUUACUCUCUCAGAUGGGAACUCGAUUCCAGGGUCCGUCCUUUUGAAUGCAACAGGACGAAAACCACGGACCUAUGACUUCGGACUCGAUACCAUCGGGUUGACUGGAGAAGGGGAGCCGCUGCAGACGAAUAAAUCUCUGGCUGUUCCUAUGCCUGGCGAAACUGAGCCCUGGCUCUAUGCCGUCGGGGAUGUCAACGGUCUUAGUCCAACGACUCAUAUGGGCGUCUAUCAGGCCCGUAUUGCCAGCAACGCUAUUCUGUCCUCUCUGCGUGAUAGGAAUCUAUCUGUCGAGAUCAAGACUCCUAUUGGAGUAACAGUUACAGAAGCAGUACGCCCUGGGAAUACAUUUCCACAAGUUAUAUUCACGGAGCCAAAUAUAGGCACUGUUGGUCACACCCUUGCUUCGGCUACAACUGCUGGCCUAAAGGUGAGAGUCGCAGACAGCGACUUCUCUAUCCCUGGGGCAUGGCUAUAUGGUGAUAAUCAGCCUGGUUGGGCUCGAUGGGUCAUUGAAGAGACGAGUAAUAGGUUAGUCGGUGCGACAUUCUGUUGCAUUGAAGGGUCUGAGUUUAUCAAUGCGAGUCAGGUUGCUGUUGCCCAAGGCUUAUCUUUGGCUGACAUGGUUCAUGUCGUUCCUCCGUUCCCUACACGGGGUGAGAUCUGGUCGUACUUGCUGAAUGCGGCUGGAUUCUAGAAUGAACAUAGGAUAAUUUAUAGCUCAAUCAUGAACCCUUUUCAUAA
Eremomyces bilateralis CBS 781.70 is the source of this 1612-nucleotide messenger RNA. Its product is annotated as FAD/NAD(P)-binding domain-containing protein. The transcript has a single exon. Bases 45 to 1565 code for a protein of 506 amino acids. Gene Ontology annotation, molecular function: flavin adenine dinucleotide binding; dihydrolipoyl dehydrogenase (NADH) activity. The record is from RefSeq and is a predicted model, not a curated record. NCBI's taxonomy places the organism in Eukaryota, Fungi, Ascomycota, Dothideomycetes, Eremomycetales, Eremomycetaceae.